Messenger RNA from Strongylocentrotus purpuratus (purple sea urchin), 4585 nucleotides. Its product is annotated as ras suppressor protein 1-like. Gene Ontology annotation, molecular function: protein binding. The record is from RefSeq and is a predicted model, not a curated record. NCBI's taxonomy places the organism in Eukaryota, Metazoa, Echinodermata, Echinoidea, Camarodonta, Strongylocentrotidae. The coding region runs from base 94 to 924 and encodes 276 amino acids. The transcript is spliced from 8 exons.
AGAAGUAACUUCCGGUUUACACCCUUCUGAGUCGAAGCUUGCGAAGCUAAAUGUCAAUAUUUUAAUCAAUAAUACCGUAAAUUAGUCAUAACAAUGUCUAAAUCUGUCAAAAAACAGGUCGAUGAUGCAAGAGACAACAAGCAUCAGGACCUAGAUUUGUCGGACAAGAGCAUUUCAAAACUGCACGACAUUCCAGAGCUGUUUUCUCUAAGUAACCUUGUGAGGCUGACUUUGAGUCACAAUAAGAUCGAUGUUGUCCCACCACAUUUAGUAGAGCUGACAAGUCUGGAAGUACUCAAUCUGUUCAACAACCACAUAGAGGAGCUUCCUACAAACAUCAGCUCAAUGCAAAAUCUCAAAAUUCUAAAUGUUGGCAUGAACAGACUGUACAGCUUGCCAAGAGGAUUCGGAUCAUUUCCCAAAUUAGAAAUAUUGGAUCUCACAUACAACAACCUCAAUGAGAAUAGCUUGCCUGGAAAUUUCUUCUUAUUGGACACACUGAGGGCUCUAUAUUUGAGCGACAAUGACUUUGAAUUACUUCCUGAAGAAAUUGGUCAACUCACUAAGUUGGAAGUGUUGGGUGUAAGAGACAAUGACCUCAUCGCUCUCCCUAAAGCCAUUGGACAGCUUGUGAAGCUCAAGGAGCUUCAUAUUCAAGGCAACAGAAUCACAGUUCUGCCCCCAGAGCUCGGUAAACUUGAUCUGUACACUGGUAGGAACAUCAUGAAAGCAGAGCACAAUCCUUGGGUACCACCAAUUGCUGACCAGUUCCAAGUGGGCGCGUCGCAUGUCUUUGAUUACAUCAGAUCAGAAACAUACAAGUAUUUGUACGGCAGACAUGUUCAAGCAGGAGCAGCACCUCCUCCUAAGACCAACGCCAAGGCUAAGAAGAUCAGCAGGAGGGAGAUCUAUGGCAAGAAGUGAAAAUUGAUGGAACAUCUCAUUAUAGAACAAUAUAAUACAGGCCAGUAGGUUCCCCCUUGGUCUAAACCCCCCUUUUAUAAUGUCGGAAUAAAACACCAACUCAUCUAUGAUCAUACAAUGUAAACAUGGAGCUGGAAGCCGGCGGCUGCUUACAGUCUUGCAGAUCACUUGGUAUUAGACACUAGCUAGUUUUUCGCAAGCGGCGACGUGGCCUUCUACAACGCCAAUCUUAGCCGGUGGUCGCACUCAGAGCGAAAAUUUUCACGUAGCGUCCAAACCUAUGACGGUAUUCAGCCAUAUUAGCGUCGGGAGUACAGGGUGGAGAGCUCAUUUAAAUACCCCAUAGUCAGCACUUGCGUCACCGUAAGAAAUCUUGCUAAUGGUGCUUGGGUGGCAGGGGUCCUGUGAGUGCAAAUGCAUCCUUCAGUAUCCCUACUUUAAAAGUCUCUCCUGGGUUCCUGGAUGCAAUGAUCUUCUUGUCUAAUAGUAAAUUUGUCCAAUACCGGUAGUAAAUUUGUCCAACAGUAAAAAAGGGUAAUGACUUGAUGUCUACAGGUAAUCAAAUUGUGUAAUACCGGGUAGCCAUUUCUGUAUAUAUUACUGACAAAAUGUUAGGUACCCACUUCUUCUCGUAACCACUGUGCAUGAUUGAACAAGGUGGUAGUAGACAACAUGAGGAUUACUGGUUAUGACAGACAAUGGUUAUUCAAGGUAAUGGAUUAUUAUUUAACAAAUUGAAUUAGAUGAGAUAAGUUAAAUAAAUAGAUAAAUCAGUCAAAAGACCAAUAAGUUACAUACAGGCAUGACUAUGGUUGACAUAUAUUUCAAAAUAUCAUCAAUGAUGUCAUUUGUUUGAGAGAGGACAUUUUUUGCAAAGCAACUGAGAUAGUAUGACAUUUCUUAAGCAGUAAGGUGAAAAGUGCCAAAAAGAAAGGAGAGAUAGAUGUCAACCCUAUGCAAAAUCCUGGAUAGGCUUUUGUGCAUUCUUUACACAUUUUGUCUUGCUAAUUUCCCUCCUCCCCCCCCCCUCUCUCUUUCUCUUUCUCUCUCUCUUCCUCACUCUCCCUCUAUCUCUGUCUCUCUUUCUAUCUCUUUCCCAGUUUGUAUCUAUUUUUUCCUGUAAAUCAAGUAUCACAAUCUAUAUUCUCAUCUUAGAAAUGAUGUAUGUUUACCCUCAUAAUAUUUAUUUGCAUCAAACUUUGAGUGAUUUUCCCCUUUUAUACCACCAUCUUCUGUGUCAGUAACUUGCCUAGUGACAUGUAAUCAUGUCUUUCUUUUAUUAUUCUCUAGAUGUAUUGAUUGAAAGAUUUUUGUUUUGAAUGAUAAUUGUACCUUAUAAUAUUAAAGUAUUCUCAUUUAGAUAGAAAUAGAAGGAACUUCUAGGAAGAAAAAAGUUACUUUACAUGUUAUUGUAGAUCAAGCUUCAUGUUGAUUUAUUUUUCCUCUUCUUUCUCAUCUAAUCUUUAUAUUAAGGUACAUGUUAGUGGUUCUUCAGAUUACAAUAAAAAAAUAUAUAUGUAUUUUAUUUUUAUCAAAAUGGAGUGUGUUGUGCUUCCUUUGCUAUUUAUAUAGCAGAUGAAUCAGGAUUUGAGUUAACACUUGAUGAUUAAAGUCUUAAUGCUUGACUAUUUGUUGAAUAAUCAUUGGUUUUACUUAUGUAUUUUGUUGAUUCAAAAUAGUUUUGACAAACUAAAGUUGCACGGCACACCAUACUGCCAAUUAUUAUAUUUUACAGAUAAUUGAAUAAUGUGCAAGCAUAAUGUUAAAUACAAUCUAUCAUUAGCUUCUAUGUACGAGUUACAUACUAAAGAGUAAAAUUAAAGUAUUGGAAUAAAAAUGUUACAUACAUUUUGAGUUUGAUCGACAGAGCAUUCACCUACUGUCACAUUACAAAUAUGAUAUUUUGUGCUUUGUUUUCUUUAAAGUCAACAAUGUGUUUGUAUGGGCAUUUUAGUACAGAGAAGGAAAUUUGUCUCUAACAAUGUCACACUGUAUCUUGUAUUGCGCUGAGAUGAGAAGAACAACAUACCAUUCUAUUAUGAUAGAAAUGGUAAUGUUCAUUUAGUUGGCUUCCCGAUUUUGAAUUUCUACCAGUUCAAUUUGUUUACAUUCAAGUUAGAGUUCAUUUAAUAUAUGAUCAUAAGUUGUUAAAUUACAAUGGAGAAGAUUAAUUAGCUUUUAUUUUUUUUUCUUUCCUAAAAGCUGUUUGUAAAUAUUUGUAGAAUCCUAACUUAAAUUAUUGUGUUUGUUAGCUGUAAAAUUAUAGCAAUAUUUACUGUUUGCCUGUCUUUUUGCAUGCCCUAUUGUGUAUUUAGAAGUUUGUUUCAUUGAAAUGAUGUAAACUAUAUUCUUUAGUGAAUACAACAAAUCUCAUAUCAGGUCAUCAGUAUUACAGAAUGUGUAAAUCAAUUUAAUUUAAAUUGAUACAAAUCUAAGGGGGAUACAAUUGAUUUUGAAGAGCUGAAUUCUACAUGAAAAAAAAAGGAUUUGUCAAAUAUACAUUUGUUAAUGUUACAGCUAAGCUCAUAAUUUGCAACCCAAACACUGCUGCAGUAUGUGGUUGAAACUUAACUCCCAAAUAUGAUGCAGAGACUUUGCUUAGAGAAAUCUGAUAGUGAGAAAUUUUGCUUUUUAUAAAAGAUUAUGAGCAUGAUCAGGAACCUCACAUUACAUGGGUAAUUUUGUUAAGGUGUCUAGUUUUUGUAAGUAUUGCUUUAACUUCUUGCGAUUAAUAUUUAUGUAGCAUGAACAAGUGAAGGACAUUUUUGUAAAUUUAUUCUUCAAAUAAUUUUGCAUGGGGCAUAAUUUUUUUUAAAGAUGACACAGAAAAUCUGGAGUGUGAGGUAUAUCUUGAAUUCAGUAAAUACAUAAGUUGCCUACAUGUCAAGAUCUAUUUCUAUGGUGCUAUUUUGUGAAUUUAAUUAAUUAGUCAUCUCAUCUGAAUAAUUUUGACACAAGAGUGUGGUUUUGAAAGCAGGUUGCAGGGAAAUGUUUGGUAUUCAUUGGGCUAUAUGCCCCCUAACACAUAUUUUGAUUGCAAUUAUCUGAAAAAAAUUAUCUGUCACAUUUGUUGAUUUUUUAAAAUCGAUGUAAUAAUGUCCCAUAUGGAACUAACCUACCGGUAUCUCCUUAAAUAGAGUUUUUUUUCAUUGGAGAAAGUUUGGAACAAUUUUAUAACAUAGUAAAUAUCAAUUUUUGUAAUACAGCUGGUUUAAAAUGAACCUAUAUCCUUGACUUCUGCUAGACAUGAGAUGAUGAGUGGCAAUUAUAUGUACAUGCUACGUUGACAUAUUUGAACCAUCUUGUACUUUUAUAUAAUUGUACCAAAUGGCAACCUUAUUAUUCUCCAAUAUUCUAAGAGAGAUAUAAUGUAGCUAUAUGCAAUUAAUCUGUUUAUUGAGGUCUUAUAAAGCAUGCCAGUGAAUUUUUUCUGAAUUGGAAAGCAAUAGAAAAAUAGGUAGAAAGUCUAGAAUGUCUUAAAAAUACACUUUCAUGUAUUUCCAAUCUAAACCUACAGCCAGACUAAUGCCUACACAUAUCUGCUUAUAAUUAUGUAUACUAUUCUCAUUGAUCUAGGACUAUAAAUUAUGUGAGCAUGCUUUCUAAUAUUUGACUUAUUUUGUAGCAAUCAAAUAAAUUUUCUAGUCACUUUUGUGUAAUA